GUCUGCAACUUCCAUUGUUUCGAUGGAGGAAAAUUCAAACCAAUGUGCAGCAGAAUCAGCUGCAAUUCCUCUCAACAUGGAAGGAGAAUCUAAUGAUGGGGAAGAAAGAGAUCCAGAAAGCAUUUCACUGAGCCAACCACUCCUCCGGAGAAACCGGACACUCUCUUCCAGUCCACUGGCUAUAGUUGGAGCAAAAGUCUCCUACAUAGAGAGCUUGGACUAUGAGAUCAACGAGAAUGAUCUCUUUAAGCAUGACUGGAGAAGCAGAUCCAAAGUCCAAGUCUUGCAGUAUAUAUUCUUGAAAUGGAUCCUCGCCUUCCUUGUUGGACUUUUAACUGGUAUAAUUGCCACGCUCAUUAACCUUGCAGUUGAGAAUAUUGCUGGCUACAAGCUUCUCGCCGCAGUUAGUUUCAUAGAGAAAGAGAGGUACCUCAUGGGGUUCAUCUAUUUAGCUGGGGCCAAUCUCCUACUGACCACUGUUGCUUCCGUUCUCUGCGUGUGUUUUGCACCCACUGCGGCCGGACCCGGUAUACCUGAAAUCAAAGCUUAUCUAAACGGAGUGGACACUCCUAAUAUGUUUGGUGCUACAACAAUGAUUGUCAAGGUGGGUUGGCUUUUGCAAAUUGAAUGUUGUCUCAAGAUAAUUUCAAUAAUCGGAAGCAUUGGGGCUGUCUCUGCAGGCCUAGAUCUUGGAAAAGAAGGACCUCUAGUGCACAUUGGAAGCUGCAUUGCUUCCUUACUAGGCCAAGGGGGACCUGACAAUCACUGUAUCAAAUGGCGCUGGCUCCGCUACUUCAAUAAUGACCGUGACCGCCGGGAUCUCAUUACUUGUGGCGCUGCCUCUGGGGUAUGUGCAGCUUUCCGAGCCCCUGUGGGUGGCGUACUGUUUGCUCUUGAAGAGGUGGCAACAUGGUGGAGGAGUGCCCUUCUCUGGAGAACUUUCUUCAGCACAGCCAUUGUGGUCAUGGUGCUUAGAACUUUCAUUGAAAUAUGCAAUGCCGGGGGAUGUGGGCUUUUUGGAAAAGGAGGGCUUAUCAUGUUCGAUGUAAGCACUGUUACUGUGACGUACCAUAUGAUGGAUAUCAUCCCCGUAGUUGUAAUUGGCAUUAUUGGUGGAGUUUUGGGAAGCCUGUACAACUUUUUUCUCCACAAGAUCCUCAGACUAUACAAUCUCAUAAAUCAGAAGGGUAAAGUUCACAAGCUCCUCCUCAGUCUCAGUGUAUCACUCUUUACCUCUGCAUGCUUAUAUGGUCUCCCUUUCCUCGUCGAAUGCACACCCUGUGAUUCCUCUCUUGCAGAGUCUGUCUGCCCCACCAAUGAAGGGUCUGGAAACUUCAAACAAUUCAACUGCCCAGAUGGCCACUACAAUGACCUGGCUACUCUUCUCCUUGCCACUAAUGAUGAUGCAGUUCGAAACAUCUUCUCAACUACCACAUCCACUGAAUACCAUCCUAUCUCCCUCCUAAUCUUCUUCGCACUUUAUUGCAUCUUAGGAUUGUUUACCUUUGGAAUUGCUGUGCCAACUGGACUGUUCCUCCCCAUCAUCCUUAUGGGCUCAGCUUAUGGCCGCAUGCUUGGUAUCGCCAUGAAAUCCUAUACGAGCAUUGACCAGGGGCUUUUUGCUGUUCUUGGUGCAGCUUCUCUAAUGGCAGGAUCAAUGAGGAUGACAGUUUCACUAUGUGUCAUAUUUCUUGAGCUCACCAACAACCUCCUCUUACUACCCAUAACAAUGAUUGUCCUCCUAAUUGCUAAAACAGUAGGAGACAGCUUCAACCCAAGCAUCUAUGAGAUUAUACUGCAUUUAAAAGGUUUGCCUUUCUUGGAUGCACAUCCAGAACCAUGGAUGAGGAAUCUGACCGUAGGUGAGCUUGCUGAUGCCAAGCUGCCAGUAGUCACCCUUCGUGGAAUUGAAACAGUGGAACGUAUUGUGGAGGUCCUGAGAAACACCACACACAAUGGUUUCCCUGUUAUAGAUGAUGGAGUGGUGCCACCAGUAGGAUUGGCCGUUGGGGCAACAGAAGUACAUGGACUAAUCCUUCGAGCUCACCUUGUUCAUGUGCUGAAGAAGAAAUGGUUCCAAAGAGAGAAAAGAAGAACAGAGGAGUGGGAAGUGAGAGAGAAAUUUACCUGGGUUGAGUUGGCUGAGAGGGAAGGAAAGAUCGAGGAGGUGGCCGUGACAAGUGAAGAAAUGGAGAUGUAUGUAGAUCUGCAUCCCCUCACUAAUACAACACCUUAUACAGUGAUGGAAAGCAUGUCAGUGGCAAAAGCUAUGGUGCUUUUCAGACAACUGGGACUCCGUCAUUUGCUCAUUGUGCCAAAGUAUGAAGCAGCUGGGGUGCCUCCCGUUGUUGGGAUCUUAACCAGGCAGGAUUUAAUAGCUUACAACAUUUUGAAUGCCUUUCCACAUCUCACGAAACCCACAAGCAGAGAGAAGGGGAACUGAAAACGUCUUCUCCUCAACCAACGGAACUAGCAGCUUUCCUGAUGCAAGACA
This is a messenger RNA of Prunus dulcis (almond), 2494 nucleotides long. RefSeq names its product chloride channel protein CLC-b. Gene Ontology annotation, biological process: chloride transport; transmembrane transport. Lineage: Eukaryota; Viridiplantae; Streptophyta; Magnoliopsida; Rosales; Rosaceae. Bases 23 to 2443 code for a protein of 806 amino acids. Gene Ontology annotation, molecular function: nitrate:proton symporter activity; voltage-gated chloride channel activity. The record is from RefSeq and is a predicted model, not a curated record. The transcript is spliced from 6 exons. Gene Ontology annotation, cellular component: plant-type vacuole membrane; intracellular membrane-bounded organelle.